UCUCUCUCUCUGUCUGAUGGGAACGUGGAUGCAGCGCAUUUACAGUGCCCUCCCCCGUGGAUACUCCAAGUAUCUCCUUUUCCCUCAACCACCGACCAGAAACGUGUCAAACAACUUUUCAUUCAGCAUUCAGCUGAUAUAUGUAUAUAUCUACAUUUCAAUUUGCUUCGUUUUUGCGCUGUUUGAUUCGUCAUUCUCAAUCAUGAACGCACAGAUGGCGGAUAGUCAGAAACGACUUGCAGAUGAGCAGAAUCAAGCAACACCCCAGCACUGAAUACCCCAAGAAACCAGCAGAGGAUGUUUUGACCUUCAUUUGUUCCUCCAGCCUUCCUCUCAACAAUGGACCUCUUCUUGCAGGGCUCCUCUUUAAACUUAUCAAAACUGCUCCACAAUAUCAGCAUUCCUGUCAACGCUUCUGGGAAUUAUACUAACAACCAGUUCACAGAGGUCAACCUCUUUGAAAUCCUGGGUCCAAAACGCUCUCCCUUUUUCUUCCCAGUGACCAGUGUUUACCUUCUCAUCUUUCUCAUCGGCUUGUCUGGAAAUCUGCUCACAUGUGCAGUGAUUGCAAAGCACAAAAAAAUGCGUAAUCCUACAAACUUUUACCUUGUGAGCCUGGCUGUAUCGGAUCUUCUCGUGCUUUUGUUUGGGAUGCCAUUGGAGAUUUAUGACCUGUGGCAGAACUAUCCAUUCCCCUUUGGUGAGGGUGGCUGCUACUUCAAAACGUUCCUGUUUGAAACUGUGUGCUUUGCCUCCAUCCUUAACGUCACAGCUCUGAGUGUGGAGAGGUACAUAGCUGUGGUAUAUCCACUCAAAACACGAUACCUGUCGACUAACCAGCACGCCAAACGGGUCAUCACCAUUGUCUGGGUGGUUUCGAUGAUCUGUGCAAUCCCCAACACCUCACUGCACGGCAUCUUCUACCUGCCAGAGAGAAUGGAGGAGUCAGCUAUUUGCACUGUGCUGAAACCUUUGUGGAUCUAUAACCUGGUCAUGCAAAUCACAACUGUCUGCUUCUAUUUUAUACCCAUGAUGGUUAUUAGCAUGCUGUACUUAAUCAUGGGCCUUCAUUUGGGGAGAGAAAGGCGGCAGUCCGGUGGGAACCUGGGAAAGAACUGUUGCAGCACUCGAAGGAAGAUGAGAGUGGAGAAUGGCCGAAGGAGACAGGUCAUCAAAAUGCUCUCAAUCGUGGUGGCAGUGUUUGGAGUCUGCUGGGCACCCUUUCACAUCGAGCGUCUCCUGUGGAGCUCUAUCAGCCAGUGGACCGACUUGAUGCACAACAUUUAUCAAUAUGUCCACAUCCUGUCGGGCGUCUUCUUCUACCUCAGCUCUGCAGUCAACCCUAUCAUCUACAGCCUGCUCUCCACGCGGUUCAGAGAGUGUUUUCGAGAACUUGUUUGUUCCCAGGGGGAGGACAAUAACUCUGUCAGAGACUCCCCUCCUUUUCCUAAAAUUUUGCUGGAUCCCUCCGUUGCAAGUUCAAGAGGUCAGGCCGAGGGGAAGAACUCUAAUGCUUUCAUCCCUUUGCUGUCUCCUAACAUGACACUGAGUAUGGACACUGAAAUCCUCACAUGUGCUUGUACAGACACAACCUGCAAGACCUCUGUAUUCUGACAUUUUAUUUGAACAAGCUAGAAAGCAGCUGGUGCAGAAAUAUUGUAAACCGAUAGAUUAACAUUUUGGAUCUUAGGUUUAUUUCUUUUCAGAAUUUGCUGACAUGAUGCUGUAUGAUGAAUACUGCCAGAAGAAAAUGAGCUUAGCUUAGAAUUGGACUUGAAACAAAUGAGGACAAGUAGGCUGUGUCAUAAUGUAAUGAAACUGUCUCGUCUGCUCGUCUCUGACCCUUUUAUUAACACUGGCUCAUCUCAAAAGUAAAUAAGGUUCUAGUUGAUGAGCCAUGUAAGUCCAAAAGUUGUUUUCAUGUUGUAUUUUAGUGCAAAGAGAGAUCAUUUGGAAGAAAAUAACUAAAUCUACUGCAAAAUCAUGACACUGGAGAUGUACGAAUUUUUGGCAGUUAGGCUGAUGAAACUAUGGAGCAUGAUGUUAUUGGGGACUGGGACUGGACCCCCUGAUGUUUAGUGAUGGUGGAGCAAAAAUAUGGUUGA
This is a messenger RNA of Oreochromis niloticus (Nile tilapia), 2105 nucleotides long. RefSeq names its product neuromedin U receptor 3 (gene nmur3). Gene Ontology annotation, cellular component: plasma membrane. The transcript has 3 exons. The record is from RefSeq and is a predicted model, not a curated record. Gene Ontology annotation, molecular function: neuromedin U receptor activity. Bases 340 to 1614 code for a protein of 424 amino acids. Gene Ontology annotation, biological process: neuropeptide signaling pathway. NCBI's taxonomy places the organism in Eukaryota, Metazoa, Chordata, Actinopteri, Cichliformes, Cichlidae.